UUUUAAUUUGCGCGCAGCAAAUAGCAGCCGUGCAACGUCCCUGGAUCAGGCACCGCUGUCAUUAAAAGCAAGCAAAUCACCAGCAUUUUUGCGGAGCUAGUCGUUCAGAUGCUCUGAAAAGGACCAGGCUUGAUGAAUUGAAGAGAGGCGACUGCUAACUGGGGACUUAUGAAUUCAAACAAGCGCCGAGACAGGGAGACAGGACGAGCGCCCGGAGGCCAAGACAACUCCAAGAAGCUGGCAGUAAAAGAACUUAUAGAACGUUAUUACUACCAGUUGACGGAGGGCUGUGGUCGGGAGGGCUGCUCCAAUGAGAACUGUGCUUCCAGCGGUCGUUUGCAGCGCUUGUCGCCAAAUGAGGCUGCCGCCCGAGCGCUGCAUCUAAUGAUGGCAAAGGCUGCACUCUGUGACAGAACUGCCUCCAACAACACUGUGGAACGAGUGCCCGAGGCAUCGUCAUGUAGAUUAACUGGACCAAGUUGCAAUACAGUAUCAGCAUGUGGCGAAGGCGCAACAUCGGCAGAACCUGCUGGAGCAUCGCAGAAAAUGGAUUUGGAUUCCGGAUGCUCCUCACGCAAGCAUCCAAUGGCCUCAGAUGCAGCCACACAAGGCGAAAAAAGUGCAAAUGGCACAAGCAUCAAUACAACAGUGCUUGCAGCAUCAAGCUUAAAAGACGAGCUGCGCCCUCAAGAAAUGGAAAUCGACCUGUACUGCACCUUCAGCGAUACAAGCCCACUUACAGUGUUGCCGAAAAAGCCGAUAAGCAUAAUAAACGCCCUUUCCCCUCAGGAAAAACCUGCUACCCCUGGAACGACAGUGCCAGCGGAGACGGCCCCAAAGGCUCCACGGACAUAUCGUAUGCUGACCGAGGAACUUCUCCUCAACCUGGUGGCGGAGUGUCGCUCCUGCGGUAGCUACACGCCCCUCAUCCAUGCACUGGGACAGGUGUUCUCACGGGAGAAGUUCCUCAAGCGCAGCUUCCCACGGAGGCCAUCGCCUUCUUCGGAGGACGGAGGUCUGACCAAGGAGGAUCUGCGUGCUAUGGAAGCAGACAUGGACAAGGACCAGGAUUCGCUCGAACUGGAAGGCGGAGCAGCAUCUAGUGACUGUGAUCACAUGCUCAUGGAGGCUGGUCUGUCGGAAGUGGUGCCCGACAGUAUGUCUAGGAACGUCUCAGCUAUGCUGACAGAACUCAAUGGAUUGGUGAACCAGGAUAUUCCAGUGGAUGUCGAGUCCGUCAGGAGGUCUUACGAUGUCCUGUUUUCCAUACCAGACCUCCCUUUUCUCGACGCUCUAGUGAAUGCCAUCAUGAUUCUCUGUGAGAACCUGGAAAUUGGUCUCAAGUACCACAAGGCGUACCAGAGUGAUCCCAGCAUGCUAUCCGUGUUUGUGGUGCUGCUAGAGCUUCCUCUGCUCGAGGGACCCCUGAGUGGGAGUGCGUUGCACGCGCUCUGUCGGGCUUGCGCCCUACUGCCGCCCGAGGCCCAGGCACGGCUGGCCAAACAGUGGGGGGCCCAGUGCCCUCCUCACCGGCUGCGUAACACCCUCAACGCACUGCAUCAGGUGCUGACUGCACGCGUCAUCGAGGGGCACUUUGGCCGAGACUUUGGCGUUGCCGACGAUGAGCUUUUGGUGGCCUCAAUCAAGACAAUGAAGAUUCUGUUCAUGUCCAAUGUGCUUGGAGGGGAGCUGGAACAAUGUAGAGAAGAAGAGGAUGAAGUACUGACUACAGACGACGGUCGGCCUCUUCCUAAGGACUCAUCUCAGAUGCUCAAGGACGAUACACUGUGGGACCUUCUGGGUGUCAAGGUGGCUGACUGCCGCAAGCCACUAAUACCAUGGGAAGAGUUUUACAACGAGCCCUUAAGUGAGCAGCUCGAAACAGACCGAGGUUUUGUGCACUCCCGGGGGGGCAACACCAAGGAAGGCCACUUCUCCUUUCUUGGUCACGGUUUUGUCCUGACGCCCGCCGUGAAGGCUUUGGGCCUGUACUAUGACAACCGCAUCCGAAUGUACAGUGAACGUCACCUGUCAGUGAUUCAAAUGCUGGUCGGUGGCGCACCAACUAACCCCUACCUUCGGCUCAAUGUGCGCCGGGAUCACCUCAUUGAUGAUGCACUUCACAGGCUAGAGUUUGUCGCCAUGGAAAGCCCGUCAAGCCUGAAGAAGCAGCUGGUCGUGGAGUUUGAAGGGGAGCAGGGCAUUGACGAAGGCGGUGUCUCAAAGGAGUUUUUUCAGCUUGUUGUCGAGGAAAUCUUCAACCCUGACAUAGCGAUGUUCACUCUGAACAAUGAGACUCAAACGUACUGGUUCAACCCAACGUCCUUCGAGAGUGACGCCCAGUUCAAGUUGAUUGGAAUCAUCUUGGGUUUGGCUAUAUAUAACAAUGUCAUCCUGGAUGUGCACUUCCCCAUGGUCGUGUACCGGAAACUGCUCGGUCGCAGGGGCACCUUUCAUGAUCUCCUGGACUGGAAUCCUAGUUUAGCAAAGGGCUUACAGCAGCUGCUGGACUACAAAGGGGAUGACAUGGAAGAAGUGUUUGUGCAAAGCUUUAGAAUUACCUACCAGGAUGUGUUUGGCACCAUGCUUUCCCACGACCUCAAGGAACAUGGCGACACCAUUCUAGUCAACCAGGACAACAAAUGGGAAUUUGUUGACUCGUACACUGACUUUUUGCUCAACAAGAGCAUAGAGAAGCAGUUUCGUGCAUUUCGUCGUGGUUUCUUACUCGUGACUGACGACUCUCCCUUGGAGAUGCUCUUCCGGCCAGAAGAAGUGGAACUGCUGGUAUGCGGCAGCAAGAAUUUUGACUUCAACGCUCUUGAGGAGUCAACAGAGUAUGACGGCUACGCUGCAAACAGUCCUAUUAUUAGACAUUUUUGGGAGCUGGUGCACGAAUUCAGCCAGGAGCAAAAACGAAAACUGCUUCAGUUCGCGACAGGCAGUGACCGGGUGCCCGUGGGUGGUCUCUCGAAGCUCAAGCUGGUAAUUGCGCGCCACGGUACAGACUCGGAAAGGUUGCCAACAGCGCAUACCUGCUUCAACGUGCUUCUCUUACCCGAGUACUCUUCCAAGGAGAAGCUGGCAGACCGCCUGCUCAAAGCCAUAAACUACUCAAAGGGAUUCGGCAUGUUUUAAUGGCCAUCCCCAAGCGAAACUUAAUACCACGUCUUGUACCACUGAUGGAUAUCCCCUUCCUUUCCUUGCAUCCACAAGUGCGCCCCGCUGGAUAACAUUUUUUUUUUUUGUGCUCAUGUGACGUUGCUUCUCAUGUCUCUUGUCCAAGCCCAUUUCAGGCACAGAUUAAUAGCGUGCCCACCUAGCGCAUAGGUAUGACAUGAAGGCUACCUGCUCGGCCGUGUAAAAAGACAGCAGAGCCAUGCUUGCCUGCACUUGCCGCACUUUCAUUGUGGUCCUCUCUUAGAGUAACGAGUGUGGAUUUCUUUUUGUGGGAACCAGGUGGGACAAAGGCAGCCUCGCCUUGCAGCAGCGGGAUUUCCUUUAUUAGCUUUUAGCUAUUCAAAUGUAUAAAAAUGGCUGUUGUGGGUAGUGAAGCAUUGAUGUUUCAAAAAGGAUCUUGUUUGAAUUCAGUAGGAUGUGAUGUUUGAGAAACAGCAUGGUACCUCUGUGGUAGGAAAGGAAACACUUUUUACUGAAAGCAAUGAGUAUGGUGUGGUGCGCUGCAUUUGUAUGACCACACACAAUAUUUCCACAUUUAUAAAUAAGCAAUAUGAGUCGAUGGAUGUUCUUUCUUUCUUUUUCACAAAGUGAGUUUAUUCUUGCAUCUAGUAUAUAUAUAUAUAGGUUGCGAGUACAUAAAUUUAGUGUCUUUGAAAGCAGGAAACCUUUUUCACUUUCUAGAGCAGCACUUUUAAGUAUCAAGAGGUACCACAAGUCGAUACCUGACGAAGUUGUGACAUUAGUUUGCAAUGUGUGAAAGUGAGCAUAAUUCAUUAUAUAGCAUAGCAGUUGCCACAUCCAUUAUGUGCUGGCAUCUCUCAUGCGUUUCCCAAAAAGAUAAUCACCUGUGGAGAGCUGCUAAUGAGAGGACUGGUGGGUCUUUUAGAAAGGUCAUGGUUAGGAACAAGCAAGUCAUGUACUACGUGUGCUGUAACUUUGUCACUUGUAAAUUUGUUUUUUUUUGUACAUACACAUUGCUAAAGAAACAACGUAGGAUUGCAGUACACGAAACCCUCCAUUUGGGAAGCAUAGCCAGCUACAGUAAGGCUCCUCAGAGGCCUUUCCCAUUCACCUGCCACUGAGGAGUGUGUUGAGGUUUGUUUUUAUUUUCGUCCUGUGCGCAGUAAUGAGAAUGUUUUCUACAUGCUGUACGCACAUAUAUGUACACAUAACACUGGAAGAUUUUCAAGGCUUAGAGCUUGAUUACAUAGUCUUCUGCCGCCCUACACCAAGGGUCCCCAAGGAAGCAAACAUUGUGUUAGCUUGUGCUAAAGAAUGUUUUUUUUACGACGAAAUCAGUACAAUGUGGUUCGUGUAUACCAUUGCUGUUUUCGUUUUUUCAGUUCAAGAACAAGGUACCCUAGCUGCAGGCAUAUAAUUGGUUGUUGCAAGCUAAGCAUGUUGUUGAAAGGCUGUCGGUAAACUUGACCGUUCACCAGGCAGACAGACAGCGUUGUGCUUGUGUCAACCUCAUGUUAAGUGAAAUAAAGUCAAUUUCUUUUGUUUGCUGAA
Rhipicephalus microplus (southern cattle tick) is the source of this 4692-nucleotide messenger RNA. It is a transcript of the gene Ube3a, whose product is annotated as ubiquitin protein ligase E3A. Lineage: Eukaryota; Metazoa; Arthropoda; Arachnida; Ixodida; Ixodidae. The record is from RefSeq and is a predicted model, not a curated record. Gene Ontology annotation, biological process: protein polyubiquitination. Gene Ontology annotation, molecular function: ubiquitin protein ligase activity.